AGCAGUGCCAAAAAAAAAAAUAAAAAAUCGAAAAAAUAACGCCAAAAAAUCAUCCCAAUUCCCAGAACAUUGGCAGGGUACCCAUGUAUGGUAUUGUAAAAAGCAUCGUGUUUUUUACCCUUUCCUCUCACUCUCACACCUUUCCCUUCCAAAAGAUAGGGAAGGGAAAGAGUUGUCCGGGGAGAGAAAAAAUAGAGGUAAAAAAAAUCAUCGAAAAUAACACGAAGAGACAAUUAAACAUAAAGGAUAAUUAUCUAUCUUUUUCUUUUCCUUUUUCGAAGCAAAAAAACCAACAGGGAAGGUAGGUAAGAAAAUAAGGAAAAGAAAAGAGGCGGCCCUCAUCCCCCCCUCCCCCUUCCUGGUGAUCAGGAAAACCAGGGAAGGGAAGGGAAGGGAAGGGAAGGGAAAAUUACCAUGG
Messenger RNA from Aspergillus piperis CBS 112811, 418 nucleotides. RefSeq lists its product as uncharacterized. The transcript has a single exon. The coding region runs from base 84 to 305 and encodes 73 amino acids. The record is from RefSeq and is a predicted model, not a curated record. NCBI's taxonomy places the organism in Eukaryota, Fungi, Ascomycota, Eurotiomycetes, Eurotiales, Aspergillaceae.